Molecule: messenger RNA, 1795 nt
Organism: Ooceraea biroi (clonal raider ant)
Lineage: Eukaryota; Metazoa; Arthropoda; Insecta; Hymenoptera; Formicidae
Product: succinate dehydrogenase [ubiquinone] iron-sulfur subunit, mitochondrial
Biological process (GO): respiratory electron transport chain; tricarboxylic acid cycle; aerobic respiration
Cellular component (GO): mitochondrial membrane
Molecular function (GO): oxidoreductase activity; electron transfer activity; 2 iron, 2 sulfur cluster binding
Source: RefSeq, a predicted model, not a curated record
AUGUUCGCUGCUGUGAACAGAUCUACGAGCCGACUCUGGUUGCACGGGUUCGCGCGUAUUCGCGUGCCGGGAUUCUCCAAAUCUGCCAAAGAGACCACGCAGUCGUCCGAGUUAGAGGCGGCUGUAGCAGCUGAUAUCGCGGGCGCUGUAGCAUGCAAGACUCCUCCGGAACAGGAAAAAGUUGUACCGAGGAUGCAGACUGUUCGCGUAUAUCGAUGGAAUCCGGAAACGCCAAAAGUGAAGCCGUACAUGCAGCAGUUUAACGUGGAUCUAAAUAAAUGUGGCACGAUGGUGUUGGACGUGCUGGCGUUGAUCAAGGCGCAGCACGACCCGACGUUGUCUUACCGAAGGUCCUGUCGCGAAGGCAUCUGCGGCAGUUGUGGAAUGAACAUAAACGGCGUCAAUACUCUGGCUUGCGUAACGAAGGUCGAACAAUCUCCACAACCAUUGGUGGUUUAUCCUCUGCCGCAUGCGUACGUAAUUCGGGAUCUGGUGCCGGACAUGGAGCAGUUCUUACAGCAAUUUCAGAAGAUCGAACCGUAUUUACAACGCCCGGGUGAGGACAGUUUUCUCGGUUUGCGGCAGAUACUGCAAAGCCCGAGGGACAGGAGCAAACUCGACGGCAUGUACGAGUGCGUGAUGUGCGCGUGCUGCACGUACACGUGCCCCCCUUAUUGGUGGCUCGGCGAUAAGUUUUUGGGGCCUGCGGUUCUCCUGCAGGCAUACAGGUGGAUAAUAGACUCACGGGACCUGGCACACAAAGAGAGGCUGGCAAAGCUACGCGACUUUUACUCGGUUUACCGAUGUCACACGAUCUUCAAUUGUACUAAGACGUGUCCAAAGGGACUGAAUCCAGGAAAAGCGAUAGCGCAACUGAAACGUUUACUGGCCGGACUUACGAAGAAGGAGAAGCCAGACUUCGAGACGACACUUCCAAAUCUUUGCAGUGGUGAGGAACAUCAUCCAUGCAGUAAGGGGUAAGAAAAGGAUGACAAGAUUUGCAGGAUGAUGUUUGUCUUCCCUUUUAUUGUGUGAUUGAAUAAUAAACUGGUUUCGUUGCUACAUGGAAGCUGAUAAUCCCGUGGCUUAUACUCUAAAUUAAAUCUACAUUUUUGAUAAGCGUUCAAUACUAACCGGUACUAACAUGGAACUGUAUACUAUAAUCUCUCUUUCUCUCCCGAGAUUUUAUUUCUUUUUGUAAACUUAUCAAUCAAAAAAAGUAGAAUAUAUAUAUAAAUCUUCAAUGGUAAGAGCAGUGCAUUAAGUUACCUUAAUGCACUGCUCUUAAUACUGAUUAAUACAUAGUCAUCUUAGUUUUACUUUGUACGAAGUAUUUAGUAACAGCCCGCGGAAAAGAAUUCAAGGGAGGGGCAAAACCUUAAGGUCCCUCUAAAGAUAGGAAACUCAAGUAAAAACAUUUUGUAAAAAAACAAGGAAAAUUUGUACUUCGAAACUUAUUAUAUCAGACUAUAUAAUUUAUGUGUAUUAUUUGUUUUCUUUUCGUUUUUUUUUGUUUAUGAUUUAGAACUUCAACAUUGCUAUUUUUCAAUUCCAGGGAGGGCAACUGUCCCUCCUUGCCCCUCCUCUGGGCGCUUAUGUUUAGUAAUAUAAAUUAUAUUAUCAGUCUUAACAGACACGUCAAAUUGAGAUAUGCCAAAAACUAAACAAGUUUUAAUUAAUUGUAUCGGCUAACAGAUAUGUAUUCUAUUCUUAGUUAUCUCACUGUUUUCAGGUCAAAGCUAAUCACAGUUGUAUCAAAUUGCAAGUCUCGCACAAUUAAAUGGAAUAAAUGUCG